AUGAUGCAUCGCCCAGCUGCCAUGUCCGUGUUUCUCCUCAUCACCUCCUGCUUCUUAUUGCUCUUCCUCCCCAUCCACGCGCAGCACCAGACCCAGCCAGCAGCCGCCGCUGGUGGCAACACUGCGGGUGCGAGCUGCUUGCCGCACGAGAGGGACGCCCUGCUGGCUUUCAAGCAUGGUGUCACCAGCGAUCCUGAAGGCCUCCUCGACUCGUGGCGGCGAGACGGCGGCGGCCACAGCGCCGAGCAGGACUGCUGCCGGUGGAGAGGCAUCCGGUGCAGCAACCGGACUGGACUCGUGCGCGAGCUUCGACUUGGCAGCACCGUGUCCAGCAAAGCUUUGGUUGGCCAGAUAAGCCCUUCUUUACUUGCUCUAGAACAUCUGGAACACCUUGAUCUCAGCCAUAACGAGCUUGAGGGGCCAACUGGGCGUAUUCCCGAGUUCAUGGGCUCUCUAAAGAGUCUCAAGUAUCUUGACCUCGCCGCCAUACAAUUUUCCGGCAAGGUGCCUCCACAACUUGGCAACUUAUCAAAGCUGCAGUAUCUGGACCUUUCCUCUAUGGGAGGCCGCCUAAAGGCAACAGACCUCUCAUGGUUAACACGCCUUCCUUCCAUACAACAUCUUAGCCUCAACAAUGUGAACCUUAGCACAGUAAUGGAUUGGCCUCAUGUCAUGAACAUGAUUCCUUCUUUGAGGGCCCUAUAUCUUUCGGGCUGCUCUCUUGCUAGCGCAAACCAGUUGCUACCACGCCUGAACCUCACAAACCUUGAGGAGCUGGAUGCCUCCAGUAACUCCUUCGACCAUCCAAUGUCGGCCAGCUGGUUCUGGAACAUAACAAGCCUCAAGUACCUUGACCUCAGAUCAAAUAGAUUGUAUGGGCAAAUUCCACACAAACUGGGAGACAUGACAUCCCUUCAAGUCCUUGAUCUUUCGUUUAAUGGAGAUGGUGACAAGAACAUGGGCGUCAUGACCACGGACCUUAAGAAUCUAUGCAGUUUGGAGGUCCUGAAUAUUCGCUCGGCUCUCUUAUACGGAGACAUAACUGAGAUGUUUAAGAAUUUGUCUCAUUGCUCGCCGAACGAACUGAAGGAACUAGACCUUGGUUUUAACCAAUUAACUGGGACGCUAGCAAAAUGGAUAGGGCAGUUAACGAGCUUGGUUAAUCUUGAUCUCAGUUGGAACAACAUCACAGGACCUCUCCCAGCGUCUGUUGGUCGAUUCACUGAUUUGAAGCUCCUUGACCUCUCUUACAAUCACCUGACUGGAAAUGUCCCACAUGAGAUUGGUGUGCUCACUAAUCUGACCGGACUGUACCUAAACAAUAACGACUUGGAUGGGGUGAUAACAAAGGAACACUUUGCUAAUGCAACAAGCUUGACAGACAUAGACUUGUCUUAUAAUGCCCUGAAUAUUGAGCUCAGCUCGGAGUGGCAACCACCAUCUCGAUUAAGCACUGCACACUUUGCAGCCUGUCAGAUGGGCCCACUAUUUCCUGGGUGGCUUCGAUGGCAAGUAAGCGUUACUGAUCUAGAUAUCUCGAGUGCAGGCAUAGCUGAUAAGCUUCCAGAAUGGUUCUCCGAUGCCUUUUCAAAUGUUGAACGCUUGAACAUCUCCAACAAUCAGCUCAUCGGAGGCUUGCCGGCCAGCUUGAGCUCCAUGUCCCUUUCUGAACUCUACUUAAGUUCCAGCCAAUUAACUGGUCAGAUACCUGCACUACCACCAAACAUAAGCAUCUUGGACUUGUCCAAUAACUCCUUGUCGGGACCUUUGCCCUCUGGUAGUGGAACUAUGAAUGCAAUUGAGUUGUCAUUGUUCUCUAACAAAUUAAUUGGUCAAAUUCCUGAAUCUUUCUGUAAAUAUGAAGGGUUGGCUGUGUUGGACUUAUCCAAUAAUUUUUUGGAGGGAGAACUUCCGCCAUGCCUCAGUGCUAUGGAAGAUAUGGAAUUUAUAGCCUUAAGUAACAACAAUUUGUCAGGAAAGUUCCCAUCUUUUCUGGAAAACUUUAGAAGUGUGCUAUUCUUAGAUUUGGCCAGGAACAAAUUCACAGGAAGUUUGCCGGUGUGGAUUGGAAACUUAGUAUCAUUAAGAAUUCUACGGUUAAGUCAUAACAAGUUCUUUGGGAGCAUUCCGAUGAACAUCACAAAUCUUGCUUGCCUUCAAUACAUGGAUCUAAGUAACAAUGAGAUAUCAGGCUCUUUGCCGAGCUACCUGUCAAAUCUGAAAGCAAUGAGAAAGACAAACAUGACAGGAAUGUGCUACGUCGAUGAUAUAGAAAACUUCCAUCUCAUUAGUUUGUCUGCAGUCUUGAAGGGGCAGGAACGGAACUAUGGUUCCAUUAGUAGAGUUUUUGACACAAACAUGAUGAGCAUUGAUUUAUCUUCAAACAAUUUAACCGGCAAAAUUCCAGAAGAAAUAAUUACACUUAAUGUGCUAGUGAAUCUAAAUCUGUCAUGGAACCACUUCAUCGGAGUUGUUCCAAACAAGAUUGGGGAGAUGCAAUCUCUGGAAUCACUCGACCUCUCAAGGAACAACAUCUCAGGGGAAAUACCAGCCACUCUGUCAAAUCUAACGUUCUUAAGUUACUUGGACUUGUCGUACAACAAUCUUACAGGAAGAAUUCCAUCGGGGACACAACUAGAUAGCUUGUAUGCAGCAAAUCCAUUUAUGUACAUCGGCAACAUUGGACUUUGUGGGCAUCCUCUCCAAAACAAUUGCUCGAGGGAAGGUGAUGCAUCAAAGCAAGGUCACCUAGGAAGAACAAAAGGUCACGGGAUACAAUUCUUUUAUCUUGGACUUGGGUGUGGCUUCGUAGUUGGUACCUGGAUGGCAUUUGGUGUUCUGUUCUUCAAGCAAAGCUGGAGAAUUGCUUUCUUUCAACUCCAAGACAAGCUGUACGACAAAGUAUAUGUCCUUAUUGCUACAUGGGUAAGGAGAACACAAACUGAUUACCAUGAAGCAGAUGCGAUUGUCGGUGCUCCUUCAAAAUUUAGCCAAGGUAUUCAUGAAUAA
Molecule: messenger RNA, 3009 nt
Organism: Miscanthus lutarioriparius
Lineage: Eukaryota; Viridiplantae; Streptophyta; Magnoliopsida; Poales; Poaceae
Source: the annotation of a GenBank genome assembly